UUUAAAUUAUUUAUUACUAGUAGAAUAAUUAGGUUAUUGAUUUUUAUCAUGGUUCUAGAUAUAUAUUCUAGAUUAUAUAGUUCUUUUUAACAAUUAUGUUAAACUAGUAGAAAAUUAAAAUCUUAAGUUUACAUUUAUUUCGAGGUUCAGUAAAUUUGACAAAUCAUUCAAUUGAAUUUUUUUUUUAUUUGAUAAAAGUUUUCUCUCUCAAUUUAAUUAUUUUAACAUGUCUGGUGGAACAAAUGGAGCAUACGACAAAAAUGGAUUGCCUACAUCUACAACAGAAACUGAUUAUACCAACGAUCCUGCAUCUGGUGGAUUAUCAUCAUUCUUUGUUUCUGAUUAUAAAAAACAUGAUGAUUUAAAACAAAUGUUAGAUUCUACAAAAGAUGGACCAAAAUUAGAAGCUAUGAAACGGAUAAUUGGUAUGAUUGCUAAGGGGAGAGACGCUUCUGAAUUAUUUCCAGCUGUUGUAAAAAAUGUUGUGUCUAAAAAUAUUGAAGUGAAAAAAUUAGUUUAUGUUUAUUUAGUUCGUUAUGCUGAGCAACAACAGGAUUUAGCAUUAUUAUCUAUUUCUACAUUUCAGAGAGCAUUAAAGGAUCCAAAUCAAUUAAUAAGAGCCUCUGCUUUAAGAGUUUUAUCAAGUAUAAGAGUUGUAAUGAUUGUUCCUAUAGUAAUGUUAGCUAUUAAAGAUUCAGCUGCAGAUAUGUCACCCUAUGUUCGUAAGACUGCUGCUCAUGCUAUACCAAAGUUGUACAGUUUGGAUCCUGAUCAAAAGGAAGAACUAAUUUCAGUUAUAGAAAAACUUUUGGCUGAUAAAUCAACCUUAGUGGUCGGAUCUACAGUAAUGGCUUUUGAAGAGGUUUGUCCUGAGAGAAUUGAUUUAAUUCAUAAAAUAUACAAAAAACUUUGCAAUUUAUUAGUUGAUAUUGAUGAAUGGGGUCAAGUAAUUAUUGUGAACAUGUUAACAAGAUAUGGUCGUACUCAAUUUGUCAACCCUAAUAAAAAUGAUAAUGAUGAUAUUACAAAUGUUGAAAAUUUAAAUGUAGACAGUUCAGAUCUAUCUAGUUGUGAAGAAGUUUGUGGUGAUAAUGAAAAAGCAUGUGUAUUAGAUCCAGAUCAUCGAUUAUUAUUAAGAAAUGCAAAACCAUUAUUGCAAAGUAGAAAUGCAGCAGUUGUUAUGAGUGUUGCUCAAUUAUAUCAUCACUUGGCUCCAAAAACUGAAGUGCACAACAUUGCUAAAGCUCUUAUUCGUUUAUUAAGAAGUCAUAGAGAAGUUCAAUCAGUAGUAUUAAAUUCUAUUGCCUCUAUUUCAAUUGAUAGAAAGAGUAUGUUUGAGCCAUAUUUAAAAAGUUUUUUUGUAAGAUCUAAUGAUCCUACCCAUAUUAAACUUUUGAAACUUGAUAUAAUGACAAAUUUAGCAAAUGAAGGAAGUAUUUCAACAAUACUUCGUGAAGUUCAAACUUAUAUUUCUAGUACAGAUAAACAAUUUGUUGCAGCAGCUAUCCAAGCUAUAGGAAGGUGUGCUUCAAACAUCAAAGAAGUUACAGAAACGUGUCUUAAUGGGCUAGUGUCUAUGUUAUCAAGUCGUGAUGAAGCAGUUGUUGCUGAAAGUGUAGUUGUAAUAAAAAAACUACUUCAAAACCAACCAGAAGCGCACUGUGAUAUAAUAAAGCAUAUGGCUCGUUUAAUGGAUUCAAUUGCUGUUCCUCAAGCAAGAGCGUCAAUUUUAUGGUUGCUUGGAGAAUAUUCACAAUUAGUAUCAUCUAUUGCACCUGAUGUUCUACGUAAAGUAGCCAAGACAUUUGUAUCUGAGGAAGAUAUUGUAAAACUGCAAGUUAUGAACUUAGCUGUUAAGUUAUUUUUAACAAACCCAGAUCAAACAACAUUAUUAUGUCAGUAUGUACUGAAACAAGCUAAAUAUGAUCAAAACUAUGACAUAAGAGAUCGUUCUAGGUUUUUAAAUAAUAUUCUCUUUCCUCCUGAACAAUUUAUAAAUAGUAAAUUAAGCAAACAAUCUAAGAACAUAUUUUUGGCUGAGAAACCUGCUCCAUUAUUACAAUCUAAUUUUGUUGAUCGUGAAGAAUUUCAAAUGGGAUCUUUAUCACAUUAUAUUAAUUGUCGAGCAAUUGGAUAUCAGGAUCUUCCUCAAUUUCCUGAAGAACCAACUGAUUCAAGUGUUAGAUAUGUUGCAACACCUGAUGAACACGAAAUAUCUAUUAAUCAUCAUAAAACAAAUAGAGUAUCUUCAAACAAAAAAAAAACAUUUUACUCUGAUUCUGAUGAAGACUCAGAAGAUAGUUCAAAUGAUUUUGAAGAAUCUGAAUCUGAUUCAUCUGACUCAAGUUAUGAAACAAUAGAUAAUAAAGAAAACAAAACUGCUAGUACCUCUAAUGAUUCAGAAAAAAGUAGCUCAGAUAGUGAGUCUGUAGAAAGUGAUAGUAGUGAAGAUGAAAUGGUGAACAAAAAAAUGACAAAAAUUAUCGAACCUACAAGCAAUGUGGAUUUGUUAUUAGCCUUAGAUGAUUUUGUACCCACUAGUCAAACUUUGUUGCCAUCGAUGGGUAGUAUUCUAUCUCCAGCUAAUAAUCAAUUAUCAACUAAUCAACCUCCUAACUCAGUUUUAAAACAAGUUAUUGCACCUAAAUUUGUACCUUCAAUAAAAACCGAAAUUUUAAAUAAAAUUAAAGGUCAUAAUGAAUUAAGCAUGUUAGCACGUUUUACAAGAAGUUCACACAUAUUUUCUAACACAAUGGUUAAUGUUGAGUUGAGUUAUACUAAUCAUGAUCAAAAGGAAGCAUUAACUAAUAUUCGUUUGAUUCAAAAAAGUUCUGAUCUGAGUAUUCAUAAUUCAGUACCAGUUAUUCAGUUAUUACCUGGCUCUGUUGUUUUGGGUGCACUAGGAAUUGACUUUAAAGAUUCUACUCAGCCACUUGUAAUGGAAGUUUUUUGGUACUUGUCUGGUAUGGAACGUAAAAGUGACAUUAUUUUUCGUGCUCCUAUGGGUGAACUUUUACAACCUUUAGCUAUAUCUGAAGAAGAGUUUUUAAAUGAACAAGCAAAACUAAAAGGAAUGAAUGAACAUGUAGCAAAAGUUUCUCCUUAUAAUAAGAACACUAAUGUUUUAAAAGCUAUAUUUGAAGUCGCUAAUGUAACAAAUGUUUCUGAAAGAGAUAAUGUAUUCAGAUUUUCUGGUCAAACAUUCUCUUCAAACUGUUUAGUGUUAUUAACAGUGAAAAUUCAAGAUUCCACUUUAACUAUAACUGUCAAUUGUGAAAAAAUGGUUGUUGGGUCUGUACUUUUAAACGAAAUCAAAAAUAUUUUAUAAAAGACUAUCUUACUUCUAUAAAUAGCUUUGUUGAAGAGUUUUAUACAUUUAUUUAUUUAAAAUAAAAUUAAAACUUUUUAGUGUAUUACUUUUAAGUAAAUUUUUUUUUAUAUGUAUAUGUUUAUACUUUUGUUAAACGAUUAAUAAAUAUUUUA
This is a messenger RNA of Daktulosphaira vitifoliae (grape phylloxera), 3483 nucleotides long. RefSeq names its product AP-3 complex subunit beta-1 (gene rb). The coding region runs from base 227 to 3328 and encodes 1033 amino acids. The transcript is spliced from 20 exons. Lineage: Eukaryota; Metazoa; Arthropoda; Insecta; Hemiptera; Phylloxeridae. The record is from RefSeq and is a predicted model, not a curated record. Gene Ontology annotation, biological process: intracellular protein transport; vesicle-mediated transport. Gene Ontology annotation, cellular component: membrane coat; AP-3 adaptor complex.